Molecule: messenger RNA, 1337 nt
Organism: Oenanthe melanoleuca
Lineage: Eukaryota; Metazoa; Chordata; Aves; Passeriformes; Muscicapidae
Gene: CHCHD6
Product: coiled-coil-helix-coiled-coil-helix domain containing 6
Exons: 9
Coding region: 82-819 (245 amino acids)
Biological process (GO): DNA damage response; cristae formation
Cellular component (GO): MICOS complex; mitochondrion
Source: RefSeq, a predicted model, not a curated record
AAUGCGGAGCGGGUAUAUUGGCAGGUGCUGCCAGGGCAGAGGCGCUGCGGGCAGCCGGUGCGGGAGAGGGGCACGGCCGCUAUGGGCAGCAGCGCGAGCAGCCACGGCGGCAGGAAGGUGUCCUUCGGGCUGGACGAGCGGGAGCAAAUCCGGGUGCUGCAGGGCAUCAGGCUCACUGAAGAUGUAGUGAACCGAAUGAGGGGGUGCUCUGUAAGGAAAAGGGACAUCCAUCCAUCUCCCCGUGCAUCCGAUGGCACAGCUCCAUCUUCACUGGCUGCAGGAGUGAAACCCAAACCUACAGGAAUUCAGCCACCAAAGGCAAGUGACUCUGCUGCAGAGCAUGAACUCUACAGGAGGUAUGUGGAAGAGCAGGCACUGGUCCAAGAGGAGUUGCUCUGGCUAGCCAAAAAAGAAAGGGAAGCAGCCUGUGAGGCCAAGCAAAGGAACUGCAUUAUUGAGGAGAGGCAGAAAACAGCCCAGGUGCCUGUGGAUUUGGACGCCUGGGCUAUGCAGCUGCAAGUCAGAGAGGCAGAGUUGAAGCUACAAGAGGACUUCUAUAAAGAGCAGUUGGCCCGCAUUGAGAAGAAGAAUGCAGAGAUCUACAAGAUGACAACUGAGCAGUAUCAUGAGGCAGCCACCAAGGCAGAGGAACAGAUAAAGAGGAGGCAUGCUGAUCCUGUCUGUGUAAACCUGCAGUCUGAAAUUCUGAAGUGCUUCCGAGAAAACAAAAAUGAAGUGCUCAAUUGCUCGGAGCUGGCGAAGGAAUAUCAGCGCUGUGUUAGUGCAGCUCAGAAGGGGCUGUUAGUUAAUUCUGGAUAAACAUCACCCGCCAAGGAGCAGAGGACAGGGACCACAGACGCCCUUGGAAUCCCCAGCAUCCUUCUGGACACUGACCAAAACCAGUGCCUUCUGCCCUCCAUGACCAAGACAAUACAACAUGAUUCCUCUUCUAACUGCCUGCAUGUAUCAGUCUCGGUGAAUGUUCCUGGAGUUGGGAGAAGGGUCCCAGGAGCAGGGGAUGCUAUAGUUUCUUUUCAUUGUUUUGCAAUGUAAAGAAUUGUGUUGACCCCAGGUGCUUCCAGCACAUCUUGUAGUUUGGGGUUUUGCCCCAACAUAAGCCUGGUUCACCCAGUUAUAGCUUUGGUUUCACCAACCUGCCUAUGAGUUUCAAGAGCUGUUGCUUCUGUUUGCUUGCUCUGGAGAAAGAAGUAUUUGGAAGUAACCCUGAGUAGCUUGUUAGGAUUAACUGUUCCUAGCAUGCUGCUUUUGGUUACACCAGCAGGCACAUUCCUUCCCUUCCAAGGUUCCCUCCUAAACAAUAAAGUGUUUAAUGGUGA